Molecule: messenger RNA, 1374 nt
Organism: Mixia osmundae IAM 14324
Lineage: Eukaryota; Fungi; Basidiomycota; Mixiomycetes; Mixiales; Mixiaceae
Exons: 7
Coding region: 1-1374 (457 amino acids)
Biological process (GO): magnesium ion transport
Cellular component (GO): membrane
Molecular function (GO): magnesium ion transmembrane transporter activity
Source: RefSeq, a predicted model, not a curated record
AUGGCGGACGCGGUCGGGCCUAUCUCCAAUAACGCGAGCUUGCUCGAGGACAAGUACAUUGGCUUGGGACUUGCAAUCUCGAGCUCAUUAGCCAUCGGCUCGUCCUUCAUCAUCACAAAAAAGGGCUUGAUAGAUGCUGCUGAUCGAUCAGCUGGCUACAACUCUUCAGAGUCAUACUCCUACCUUCACAACCCGAUCUGGUGGGCGGGUAUGGUGACAAUGGUCGUCGGCGAGAUAGCCAACUUUGCAGCAUACACGUUCGCACCUCCGAUAUUAGUGACGCCUCUGGGGGCUCUGUCCGUGCUGAUAGGCGCCAUACUCGCGUCCAUAUUUCUCAAAGAGCAACUAGGCAAAAUCGGUCGCGUCGGCUGCUCGCUGUGCCUAGUCGGAUCGAUCAUCAUCGUCCUACAUGCGCCAGAGGACAAGGAGAUCAAGACUGUCGAUGAGAUAUUGGGCUACGCCGUUCAGCCAGGCUUCAUGUUUUACUGCGCUUUCGUGCUCGGCUUCUCGCUUUAUAUGAUCUACAAAGUCGCGCCACAGCAUGGCAGCAGGAAUCCGCUAAUCUACUUAUCGAUAUGCUCGCUCGUCGGUUCAGUCUCCGUCAUGUCCAUCAAAGGCUUCGGCAUCGCACUCAAGCUGACCUUUGCGGGCAACAACCAACUCACUCAUGCGAGUACUUAUGUCUUCGCGGUCGUCGUGGUCGUCUGCAUUGCCGUGCAAAUGAAUUAUUUCAACAAGGCCCUCGACCUGUUCUCAACGAAUGUAGUCAACCCGAUCUACUACGUCUGCUUCUCAACGGCGACAAUCGUGGCCUCCCUCAUUCUAUUUCGCGGAUUCAAUACAUCUGGCGGUGUAAACACAGUAUCGCUGCUAUGCGGCUUCCUCGUCAUCUUCAGUGGCGUGUACCUACUCAAUCUGUCUCGUUCUGACCCGGACGGCACAGCAAACGGACGGCAGAUACCCAACGGGCCACGGCAUUCGCUGCUCGAGAAUGGCGUAAUGCCUAGGAUGAGUCUGUCCGGCCGGCAGCUCUCUUCGGAUGGCAGCAUGCCACUCCAGCAUGCUUCUCGCAACCAACGUGGCUCGAUUACAGAAUCAAGAUCAUCACUCGCAGAUGCACUAUCGCCAUCAGGGCGGCCGACAGCGAUCAAAAGAGGCAGCUGGUCUUUCUAUCAACAGCCGAAAGCACAAGCCUCAGUGGUCUUUGAUGCGCUGUCCGAAGAGCAGCAGUCCCUCACCGCACGAGCGGAUGGAGAUUAUAGUCGACAUAACGGCCUCGCGGGUAACGGCCACGGGCCUGUCUUCGGUCUUGAAGACGAGGAUGACGAUCAAGAAACACCAAGAUCGGCGGAUCAGUACAAUGGGCGGAGGUGA